UGUAAUAUACCGGUCUGUCAAGCUUUCUCAGAAGAUACCUACAAUAUACAAACUACAAUUAUUCAACGGAAAAGAAUAUUAUGUCACAAAAAUUACUGUAAAGUACAUAAAUCAGCAUGUUGACAAUGGAGUAAAGAAGAAAGUAUUUUUAAUACCCGAAAGAAAAAUAAUAUUCGUUCUCUAUAAUAACUAUAACAAAAUAAGUAAUGCGUGUGAAGUGUAUGAUAAAUGUAUACGAUAUAAUGAAGAUAUAGAAGAGGAUGAAGAAGUUCUUAUAUAUAAAAAACAUGCCAUCUAUAAACAUUAUAUAAAUCAUGACGAUGCAGUUGAAAAAAAUAUGUUAUAUUUACUUAAAGAAGAAGUUACUUUUUUUGAAGACAUAAAAUAUAUGUAUCAGAAUGUCAUAUGUUCUAUUAUGAAGGAAAAAGAAGACAUAAAUAAAAUGGAAGGGGAGUAUCAAUACAUGGCAAAUAAUAUUACCAAUUUAAGCGAAAUAGUUUAUCAUGAUAAUGAAAAGAUAAAUUUUUUUAAUAAAAGUUUAAUGGAAGAUAAUUUGAACAUAUAUAAUUUUUAUAAAAAUUAUCCUUGGAAUGAUUAUUUAGAGAUAUCAAUGAAGAAUGAUUUUUUCAUGUCAAAAAAUAAAAUGCUUCAAAUUGAAAAUGCACCAGAAGAAAUAGAUUAUGUCAAUUCGCAAGAAAAAAUUAAAAAAAGCAAUCAAAUAAAUAAAUCAACAUAA
Messenger RNA from Plasmodium gaboni, 736 nucleotides. RefSeq lists its product as hypothetical. The record is from RefSeq and is a predicted model, not a curated record. The annotation marks the transcript as partial. The transcript has 6 exons. Lineage: Eukaryota; Apicomplexa; Aconoidasida; Haemosporida; Plasmodiidae.